Messenger RNA from Rhopilema esculentum, 13691 nucleotides. RefSeq names its product potassium voltage-gated channel protein Shal. Gene Ontology annotation, cellular component: voltage-gated potassium channel complex; membrane. The record is from RefSeq and is a predicted model, not a curated record. Gene Ontology annotation, biological process: potassium ion transmembrane transport; protein homooligomerization; action potential. Gene Ontology annotation, molecular function: protein binding; voltage-gated potassium channel activity. NCBI's taxonomy places the organism in Eukaryota, Metazoa, Cnidaria, Scyphozoa, Rhizostomeae, Rhizostomatidae.
UGACGGAUUUCAGUCUUUGUUGUCCACUUAAAAAAUACAUUAAAUUUACACGGCUUAUCAGUAAAGAUGAGACAGUCUUGUCUGAAUUGGAACAUAUUAUCAAAGCAAAAUUGUAAGUCUGCUAUUCAUUUGGAAUGUUUCUUGGAAACAUACAGUGAGACGGAACGUAUUAUCAUGAGCCAAGUUAGAGGAAACGCCAAACACUAAGCCAUGAAUAUCAGUCAAUGUAAAGAACAAAUGGCAAAAACGUGAAUGGCUGGUUACCCUUUUUUAUAAUUUUCUAUAUAAACAGGAUAAAGACUUGACAAAUAGAGCAAGGCUAGCAUCCAAAAAUGGCUUCAAACCUGCAAUUUUGCAUUUCAAAAUGUUCUCUAGGGGCUGCAGGUUAAAACUGUUAUAUCAAGCUAGAACAUGGUCGAUAUACUUACACAACUAAUGACAUCUAAUAUAAGUAUAAAACCGUCUUGCCGUGUAGUGAAUACUGCAGUGAACAAAUCAAUGACAUCACGUUUGGUGGGUCCAUAGACUGUUUAAAAGAUCAAAAUGUUUGCUACGCUAAAAUUAAAUACACGAGCACGUUUACAGGAAGGUACCACAUACCCAAAUUGAGCAUCACACCUCGGACUAGAAAGAACAUUAUAUCUCGGACUAGAAAGAAAUAGUGAAUCAAAACUGGCUAAAUGUUUAAAAAAGAGCCAGUUUUCACCAAGAGGGGCAUUUGAAUGUGCUAAAAUAAUUACACAGGGCGUACAAGAGCGUGCAUUAGCGUACAAGAGCGUAUGGAAACGUACAGAGGCGAACAGGAAAUUAAGCGGGCGGGCGGGGUAAUAAUAGGCGGACAGGGCGGUUUUUUCCUUUCCCUCGUGAAAUUAAGCAAUUUUUUUUUACUUUGUAAUUUUUUAGCCCGUCUCCAUCAGAUUUCUAGCAGAACACUGAAAUCGUCUGCAAAUCUGUAAAACACUCGAUUCGGUUUGUGUCACAAAUGUUUGCAUUAGUUUUAUGCAUUUAUGGUUCUUAAGACAUUCGAUUACAGCAUCAUAAGUUACAAGCAUUUGCAUUUCAGCGGCACCAGUCGUCUUAAAAUGAAUAACGCUGCCAGGUGAUAAAUCUUUGGCUUACUCAAAAAGCAAUAUCUAGAUUGUUGGUCUUAUUCGAUGUGGAUUCUAUGAUGUUUGAAGCUAAUUUGCAACAGCUAUUUUGCAUUGACUCAUUGUGUACCAGAGUACGUCAUCACAUGUAACAUCAUAACUGGGAAGGUUGUGGUUGUGCAAUAAAGCAUUUUGAGUAUUUCAAUGAAUAGAAAUACAGUUAACUGAGAGCAAAAAACGAUUCGUUUGUUGGAAAAUCUCUUAAAGUAGGAUUUAGAGCUGAAUAGAUCAGCAAUAAUCCCGUCUAAGGCCAUCAAAAAGAAAUCAAUAUUUUAAAUGGAGGACUGCGAGUAUAACAAUUGUGUUCUGAACCUUUCAGAAUAAUCAAGCAAAGCCUGUAUACUUUUCAGAAUCAUCCAAGUCGUGUGCUAUCGUUUGCUUUGUUAAAGAAGAGUGAGCCAUCCUCCAAGUCUCUCCCAUCCCCCCGCCCCCUUUCAACCACCCCACUGCGAAAAUAACCCCAAAGAGCCUUACAAGUUAACUUGCCAUUGAUUAUGUGGUAUUGCUAUGAGAAGUCAAAACAACCAAACUAAACGGAAAGUCAUGAGACAAAUUUGAAAUCAGAGGAAGGGAAUCAUCAACUGUUAGUUCACAUGUCUUUGUUUCACAAUCUAAAUCCUGUCUGAUUACUUUUUCUGUACAAAGCAACACCGUUCCUUAUUUUGUGAACCAGUCUCAAAAGUAUACGAAAGACUUAUUGAAUCUCAGAUGGAAUCAACGAAAGCAGCAAGGAAAAACUACUUGGUGUAACUAUAUACAAAAAUCUCUCAUUUAAGCCACACAUAAAAACACUGUAAAAAGGCUAGUCAAAAACUAAACGCCCUUUCCCGCAUUUCAUGCUACUUAAGCACAGAACAACUCAAACAAACAAUGAGGGCUUUUAUUUCUAUCCCAAUUUAGCUAUUGCCCAUUUGUAUGGAUGUUCUGUGACAAAAGCCUAAAUAAUAAGAUAAACCAUAUACAUGAAAAGGCACUGCGUGUCGCAUGCAAAAACAAGGUAUCAGAUUUGAUACUCUCCUGAUUGAAAACAACUGUGUCUCCAUAGACAUAAGAAACCUUCAACUACUAAUGGUUGAGAUCUACAAAAUCGUACAUAAACUCAAUCCAAGCUUUAUGAAUGGAAUAUUCAUACAAAGGAGUAGCCACUACCACCUUAGAAACAGUAAAUUAAUGAAAAUCCCAAAAAUUCGAACCAUCAGUCAUGGAAUCGAAAGCUUGUCUCAUUUAGGAUGUAAGCUUUGCAACAAUCUACCAGAAGACUUGAAAAACCUAAAUACUCUCAAUACCUUUAAAGUAAAGAUCAAACAAUGGAAGGAUAAUUGCAACUGCAGGCUAUGUAGAACCUUUCUAGCACAGGUCGGGUUCUUCACAUGCAUUACCUAACAUGAUUAUUUUCAACUAUUUUGCUAAUUAAAUCCUAUUUAUUUUGAUUUGUUUCUUAGAAUAGCUUUCAUAUCACUGUAUAAUAUUAUAAUUUUUAUUACUAUAAAUAGUAGGCAUUAAGUAGCGUUUCUUUUAGCUACUACUGUAAAGAACGCCUAUUGUAAAUAAAUGAACUAUUAUUAUUAUUAUUAUUUGUGAAAAGAUUUCUCAUUAUUAUUAAAUCUGUUGAAAUAUUUUUGUUUUAUUAUAAAAAGAUGGUGGGAAAAUAUGUUGAUAGGACAGCAAAACGCUGCCUGUCGCCAAAAUUACUGUUUACCGGUCUGUCAUAAAGUGCUCGUUGUUCUGGAAAUUUCAUUACUUAUUGUUUCUUAGGAGUUUCUUAAUUAUCAUGUCAUGAACGGCGUUAUGAAUUGUUCGUGACCUUUUUAAUAACGGCAAGAGAUUCGCGUCCGUUGCGAUGCUGAAUUUAGAUGUGGGAAGCAUAUAAUUAUCCCUUGUGUCUUAAAUUCCAGACGAACAGGGCAAUCAUGUUCUUAGAUUUUACAUAAUUUCGUUGUUCUCAGUUUUAUCACGAUUUAAUAGCUUCUUAAUUUCGUUGCUUUGAGUACUGAAGUUUCUUCAGUUUUUCUUAUCAAAAAAAUAAGUGUAGCCGUGAAAGCGUUUGGUGUAUAGAACAGGGCGGUUCUAAGUUGCUUUUUUGAGAAACACGUUUUUUGAGAAACAAUUAUAAGAAGCUGUUUUUUUAAGAAAUUAGUACUAAGAUGGCCAAAGAUUUAAGAAACCUUAGUACUAGGCUCGAAAAAAGCUCGAAAAAAGUUUCCUCUUGACGAUCAGUCUUUAUAUUUUUCCAUUAAAUUAGCCGCAAAUACUAAAAAAAUGAUUCUUCAUUUCUAAUGAUGCUGACAUUUUUUACUUGCUCGUUUGACAUUUCUUGCAGAUAAGUGAACUUUGGUCACAUUAAAACACUUUUGACAAUACUGGCAGUUUCGAAUGCAUAUUCAUCUACUAACAGUGAUAAUAGUCUGAUAGCGAAAAGGCUAGCCGAUAAUUUUGAUUGAAUACAGGUAUCUCGUAUCUUGAAUACAAUUAUUUCCUUUGCUAUUUUGAAAAAUCUUCUACAUCUAAAAUGUACUACCUACUGAAGUUUCCAGCCUCGCAAGAUUUGCAAUUUCUUGGACAUCUGCAGAGAAUUGUUGUUUUCGAACUGGCCAAGAAUACACAGUCAUACAAAAAAAUCAGAUUAACUUACACACCCCUAAAGCUUUAUCGCUAUGUUUGACUAAUUACUUAGCGAUUGAAAAAAGUCAGGGGGUCUACAUCUGCUUCAGACUUUAAACUCUGCUGCAAACGACAAAGCUCGGUCGAGAGUCGUUUUCUUUAACGGCUUUUAUCAAAUCUUUUAAUUAAGAGAAGUUUUAGAAUUAUUUGGUACAUCGCAUCCUUUGAAACAAACAAGGCAGCGUAUAAGUUAGACAGUUGACCAUUGAGCACCUUUUUAAAUUAUUAAUUCAUAAAACAAAAGUGUAUCAAUAAAGGCGGCGCUAAUGAAGGAUGGUAGUGAUUUCAACAUGCACAGAAAAGCAGGCAGGUUUUCAAAAGGCCUGCAGUCAGACGCAAGAUACGAACUGCUUGCAUACGUUCGUCGAUUUUGCAGCAAGUAAGCAAUGCUCGUAAGUAACAUUAUUUAUAAAUAUGCUCAGCUAUUGAGCAAUAAAGACCAAAUCUCAGAGUUUCAUACAUGUUAAACGUAGUUAUAAUUUCUGUACGAGUAAGUUAAAAAGCGCAAUCGGGGUUGUAUUGUAUUUAAAUGGUCAAUAAUAACUGUCUUGCUAAGUUGAGUGAAGUGAUGAUAAUGCCAAAAAUCUAUUUGAAGAAUAAAUCCAGCUUUUAUGAUAUAAUUUGAAAACAUAUACUUUAUAUCUUAUAGAGACAAACAUUAAAGUUAUCUUAGAACAUUUUCCCUUUUAAUUCAUGCUGCAGAUAAAACAAAAGAAGAGAGCAGAGCGAUUGACAAUAUUCAAGAAUUUUCGAAACUUUAUCUUUUCCGGCCACUCAGUGUACCGCGCUCAGUAUAUCGUGAGACUAAGAGUGCGGUCCAACUUGUGUCAAAACUACAUUGAUGACUCCGUAGCGAUAUACAUUGAUGAUUCUAUAAGCACGUAUAUUUAAAUUUGUCAGCAAUAAAAACACCUUCUGACUCCUAAGAAACAUUCUCAGUUUCUGUUAGCUUAUCUUUUUUAUCUCUUAUUUAACAAAUAGAAGUCAACGACUUAUGUGAAGCAAUCCUGCGCGAAUUUCGUAAAUACACCUAAGCUGAAUUUUCGUCCACUAUCCUGCUUCAAUAAAUUCUCUGACGAUACUUCAAAAAAAUCUUACAGCUUACGUAGUAAAUCAUUUGUGCUAUUAUGCAUAGCAGCUUGCUUGAUAACGCUCUGUCUAUAAUACGAAUCUCAAUGUCGAGACAAACUUAUAAAAGGAAAUAUGAUAUAAUCCAGGUAACUUAGGAGUAACUAAAAAUAAAUAUCUUUCUAUUAAAAAAGCUCAAGGAAAUAUCUGCAGAGCUUCUGAAACUUGAGGUUUUUAAUUCUGUAUUCGCUCGAAUUGAACCUGACGCUAACCACAUAUUAAAAUCGCUUUUCGAUACCAAGUAAACGCUUCGUAAUCCCAGCAGCUCUUACUUGGGAUUCAAAGAAGUUCAUCUGCAAACGAGCUCUGUUUUCCAUUAAAAAAUACAGUAAUUGCCAACGACUGAUUCGUUUCAAGACAGACAUGGAGAUGCAUUCAAAUAUAUGAAUCAUUUUAAAUCCCUGAGACACCUCAAUAACAGAGUUAUCCGUUGUUUCUGCCAAUAUAACGACUUACGUUUUUAUACCAAUUGCAUUGUAGACCAUAGUUCAUAAUGACAUAGCUCAGUAUGACCUGGCUCCCAAGCAAAAGCUAUUUUAGUUAUUUGUGCUUCAGUCUUGCUGGUAACUUGCCUGUCUUACGUAAGUAUAGUUGGUCUCGGAAAACAUGUUGACCGAAUGUUUAAUUACAUCGUGCGAGAUAUUUGCUGAGCAGCAGUUGUUAAAUAUUUGAUCAUGCCAAUAUGUAGUUUAAACAUUUGUACAGGUAGGAAAAAGGAACCGUACUACGACGCAUGUAAGCAAAGCGAUUUUAUUUUUCACGCGGACCAACAACACAGCAGAUAGAAUCAGUGUUAUCAAUAUGCUGUCGGAGAGCAGGGGGGUGAGUCUAAGGGAAUAACAGGUCCCUAGGCUUAGGGUAGUGGCGUCGCCACAGGGUGGACUGGAGUGGAUCUGGGCUGAUCAGAUCGAUUUCGAUUUUCGCACUGGCAAAAAACCAUCGUUACGGAAAAUGCUGCUUGAGAAAGUUGCUUGUCCAAAAAUUUCAAAAUAGAUAAAGAAUACCAAAAAAGAACUGUCCGAAGUCUGAAAGGCGUGGCCGAUAAAAUUUGUUUUUGUCCACCCCAGUUUUUUUUUGAGCUGAUGACGCCACUGGCUUAGGGGGAGGGAAAAGGGGAAUCCCCAGACAUACAAGAAAAAUUCUUACUUGUUCAAGGGUAGAUGCAUGUCAAAUUUUCAACAGCAGACUUUUAAUGCUAUAGUUGUACGUGAAUUUUUCUAACAUUGUUGAGUGCUGGGCAGCCUUUGUAGAUUGCGAUAUACUAUCAAUAAUUGGUGAUAUGCUGGCAAAAGAGUGCAGGGAUUUUAUGAAAGAAUUUCCAACCGCCCUUAUACAUUUGUCAAUAGAAACUGGCUGAAGACUGUUUCUAAAUAUGACAGGCAAAGAGCUAUUUGUUCCAGCAGAAAGUACAAUAGCUGGAAAGCUACAAUCCUUGUCAAAAAUAGUUGGAACACCUCAAAAUUCACGUUCAAAAGUUGACAACUGAAGGAUUUAAUUACCUUCCCAAGAUAUGAACACUGCUGCUACCCCUUACAAUGAUGUUUCUUCAUUAAAAGUGUUUACAUAUCAAAUUUUGGUUAGAUAUCCACUGACAACCAUGCCACAUUGGUAUUAAUCAACAUUAUAAUGGGGAAGGGGAAAAUAUUGCAAAUCGUAAAGAUUUUUUGUUGCAAAUCGUGAAGAUUUUAUGUAGAUGCUCCAACAAUUUUGGCAAGGAUUGUGUCUUUUAGCUACCACAAACACACGAAUAAUGUCAAAUUAAUUGUAACUUAAAGAUAAUGAUGCAUUCUGGGUGCCAUGGUGAUAGACUAACCGCAAAAGAAUGAAUUGAUUGAAUUUCAUUCAUGCAGAAGUACAGAAAUACAAAUGCCAAACAGCAUGACCUGAAUUCUCUUUGUAAACACAACAAAUAACUUUUUUUCACAGUUAGGAAAGUAAACCGACAAUUCUAAUAUUACAAACUUAAUACAUCUUCAAAAUCCAACUGCUGAAAAAGAUUUGCGUUUACUUUGUUUAUAAUUACAAUUUCAUUUUAAUUUUCACAAAUCACCAAUUGGCCUUCGGAUAUGGAAAUUUCUUAUGAUCAAAAGAGGGUCUAUAUGGCAAGGACAGUGGAAUCCCAACAUUACGAAUCCCGCCUUUACGAGCUUUGCAUUUUACGAACUCCGCUUAUUACAAAACAAGCUAAAAGGCUGGCCUUUUAACUGCACCGUAUAUAAUGAACUCUCGCUAUUACGAACUUUUUUGGUCCAUACAGAGUUCGUAACAGGUGGACUUCAUAUCGAAAACCUUUAUGUCGAAAAACUGGUCAUCACGAAAGAAGCUUUUGUCGAAAAUAGAUUAUGUCGAAAAUCACUCGUGUCGAAUCGCUUUUGUCCAAAAUCGCUUAUUUCGAAAUAAAACGUUGAUUCAAAAUAUUUUUUAUACUAAUGAAAUAUUUGUCCUUUGUGAAAGCCCAAUAUCAUCUUAGACGAAAUAUUCCGGCUAUUUCGGCCUAAGGCAGGAACAUUUGGCUAACAAAUCUUUAUCAGAGUAUCGUAUGUUGGAUGAAAAAUAUAGGAAUCUGAUUGGCCAAGGCAAGCCAGUCAAGUGAUUUCAACCCUGGAUACAUUGAUCACAUUUUUAUACAAACGUGUAAUCUGACUGCAGCAAAUAGCGUAUUGAUUUGUGCAAAUUGUCGUUACAAUACGCCACUUAGUAGGGUAGGCUUGAGCAAACGGUGAGCAUAAUGCAUUCGCUCAAACUGUUAUAAACGAAAGUUAGUAACAAGCUUGUGUAUUUUCAAAGUUUAUUGCCAUUCCUCUUAGCUGCAAUUCCGUGACCAAGAUAAAAAAUAUUGCAAUGGCAGGAGUCCCGUCUGCGUAAUCCACUUUUUCAAGUCAAAUCUGUUUAUGCGAUAGAUGGCCAUUCAUUACGACAAAUUGCAAUGCCAUUCAAGACGGGGGUGUUUCCAGAGGCUAUUUUUAUCGCCAUCGUCUAGAUUUAUCUUAGCUAGGCUUCUUUUCCUCAUAAAACUGAUUUCUGGGGUGCAGUCCUCUUCACAAAAACACGUAAAAGAACUUUCUCAGUAGAUGUCUUCUCGUCAGCGUGUUUCUAACAUCAUUGUGAAUCACAUUUCAUUACAACUUCAUCUUCUCAGUACCAAUUUUUUAUGAAAAUUCUAAAAAAACCUUUUAAUAAAGCUUUAAACCCCUGAUUUUAGCUCUUUGUGCAUCGACCUAAUCUUCGUGUAGUCCUUCAGCUAUCAAAGAAAACGAACAUUUAGAGAAUAGUGGUAAAGGCAAGCAAUCAGUAAAACUCCUCUGAUACAACAAUAUUUUGCAGCUGCAUAUUUCGGCAAGAUUCGAGCACCAACUGAUUGUCACGUAAGAUAAGUAGAAAAAAGCUAACAUUUACGACGGGUAAAACGCAAAAAAUAACUCAUAACAGAUGAAAAAAUGGUAUGACUUUGGAAUUGAAUGUUGUCAACAGGAUGUCACAAUGAAGAGUCAUGUUCGCAUCCGGCACCAAUAUUGGAACGCCACAGAAAUUGAGAAAGCAAGCCAAUUGCCCGGGCUUUUAUAUCAACUUAUGCAUUGAACAAUUACCGUCAAACGCAUAUAUCCUACAUAUCUAGCAACGGUUUUGCAUUAAAAGAAGUAAACAAGUCGAUAUCCCAAAGAUUCUAUUGAAUGGGAUUUUCUCAUGGACGCAUCCUUAGAAAGUUUAUUGACAGUAUUUCCAUCAAUAAUGCAACAGGCAAAUAAAAUAAAUGAUACAUCAUUACUCCAAUAGACAGCCUUUCUUUAAAAUCCUUGUUUUUCUCAGCAAGGAGCCUUCAAGAAUUUCAAUAUAUAUUACUGUUUUUUCAAAGACGACACGUAAACAGCUCGUUAUUGAAAUGUGAUUUUUUGAUAAAAACAGAUAAACAGUUGUCAUAUUCAUUACAGCUGUAAACAAGAGUCAUUAAGUUUCUUUUUUUGUUAAAACUCCAAAGGAAAUUAUAACAAAACGAGUUGUUUCUUUCAAUCACAUUGAAAAGAAAGGAUAGAUUAUGCUUUUUUGAAAAAGUGCUUAAAUCUUUUCAUUAAAGUAAAACAUUUCAUUACACAUAAUUGACUGAUAAAUUGUCAAUUAUCAAUUAUCAGUCAAAACAAUUGCCAAUUUAAAUAAAAUGUAAAGGGUUUAUGGUACCUUGAAGAAGAAACACAUAAUGAAAAUGUGUGUCAAAGAAACAUUUAAUGGUGUUGCAAAAAACACACUUAAGGGUGACUCAAAAGUUGAACACUUCGUGAUGCUUAAAAGAAGAAGCACUCGAUGGUGAUUCAAAAGAAAACAUUUGACAUAAGAAGAGAAACAUUUGAUUGCGCUUUAAACGAGAAAUACUUUAGGGUAGUUCAAAAGCGAAACAUUUGAUGGUGCUUGAAAGGUGAAGCAUAUGAGAGUGGUUCAAAAUAGAAACAGUUGAUUGUGCUUGAAUAGAGAAACACUUUAGAGUGGUUCAAAUGCAAAACAUUUGAUGAUGCUUCAAAGGAGGAACACUUGAGACUGGUUCAGCAGAGAAACACUUGUUGGUGCUUGUAUAAAGAAACAACUUGGAAUAGUUAAAAGAGAAACAUAUGACAGUGUUUGAAAGGGGAAACAUUUGAUGAUGCUUUAAAUAGGAAACACUAGGUGGUUCUUCAAAAGAGAAACAAGUGGUUUAAAAGAGAAACAGCUGGUUCUGUUUAAAAGAAAACACACUUGUUUGUGUUUGCAUUGAAGGCGUAGCUCUUUGAUGGUUCAAUUUUGAAUGAUGGAGAUUGAAUGAUGGUCUAAGAAAGUCAUAUUUGUUGGCAAGCACUCUAAGUGUGGAUCACCAAGACUUCACAAUAGAACUGUAAAUGCUGCUCACGUGAAGCCUGUUCAAGCAAAGCAUCUGCGUCCAAGCGGGUUAAUUUGAUAAAUAGAAUUCAGGCAUAUGAUCAAGUCAUCAACAUAAAUGACAUUGACUUUUGUUGUUUUGUGACAAAAAAGAAGGUUUUUCACUGAUUUUGGUCUUUCACUCCUUAUAAUUGUUAAUAUACAAUAGGUCCUUACGUCAAGAUGAGAAUCAAGUUUCCAAAGCACUGAGAGCAAUAUCCUGUAUCCCUAUGGAUAGAAACGCGGUUGACAAAUAGAAGUUCUCUAUGCCCUUUCAAAUGACCACGGAACUCGACCCAUGGUUUUCAUGCGCAAACCAAUCAGCCUCGGGCUGGCUAACAAUGGUCAAUGGACUUGACGAGAAGAAAGAGGAAGAAGACCCUGAAAAAAUCAUCUUUAAUAUCUCUGGGCGAAAAUUCGAAACAUGGCGAUCGACACUUGAUCGUUACCCUUCGACGUUACUCGGAAGCGAUGAAAAAAACUAUUUUUUCGAUCAAGAGACAAGAGAGUUCUUUUUCGAUAGGGAUCCCGAGCUGUUUCGUUACAUUCUAAACUACUAUCGCAGCGGCAAGUUGCACUAUCCGAGAGGCGAAUGUGCAUCGUCCUUUGACGAUGAGUUGUCGUUUUUCGGCAUUAAAGAAGAAACGGUUUACGAAUGUUGUAAGGAUGAAUUUUCGGACAAGAAAAAAGAAUGUUUAACGAGAAUUGAUGAGGCAGAGCAAGCUCUUUUGGAAGAAGAAGUUGAGGUAGAUGUAUCGAAAAUGAGCAAUAGAGAGAAGCUGUUCAUGUGGUUUGAACACCCAGACAGUGCACUAAUUGCAUCCCUAUUUUACUACAUAACUGGGUUUUUCAUAGCUGUAAGCGUGACGAGCACGGUAAUUGAAACAAUAAAAUGCAAGGGCGGUCGGACAUGCGGUGAGGCGUUCAAAGAUGUUUUCCUCGGGAUAGAAUCCGUGUGCGUAAUUGUCUUUACGGUAGAAUACACAGCAAGACUUUACGCGGCACCGAACCGUUGUCGCUUUGUACGCGGCGUUUUGAGUAUCAUCGACGUGGUAGCAAUAUUGCCAUUUUACGUCGGGUUGUUCGUACCCAAGACGACGAUAAGCGGAGCAUUCGUUACUCUGCGAGUUUUCCGCGUGUUCCGUGUCUUCAAGUUCAGCAGGCACUCAAAAGGGCUACGCAUUCUUGGGUAUACUCUAAAAAGUUGCGUCUCAGAGCUUGGAUUUCUGUUGUUUUCGUUAUCAAUGGCUAUCAUUAUAUUUGCAACUGUUAUUUACUAUGUGGAAAAGGACAAAAACAAGAAUUUCAGCAGCAUCCCUGCCAGUUUCUGGUACACAAUUGUCACCAUGACAACUCUUGGCUAUGGCGACAUGGUUCCCGAGACAGUAACUGGAAAGAUCGUUGGCAGCAUUUGCUCCCUAAGUGGUGUGCUGGUAAUCGCCUUGCCAGUUCCGGUGAUCGUUUCGAAUUUCAGUAGGAUUUACCUGAAGCACCAAAGAGACGAAAAGAGGAAAGCGAAUCAGGAAUCAAAGACCCUGAAAAAAGUGAAGACGAAAGAAAACAUUCUCGAAAAGGAGAAAUACCAAAAGGCAACGAAGGGAGGCUUAGAACUCCGAAAAGCAUUGCUAAGCAGAAAUAUGGCUUCUUCUGACUUCAGAUUUUCACACAGCCAAACACUGUCAAAUGCACAGGAGUUGAAAAGAAUCGAUAUGGACUCGAUUCAGAUAAACGCCUCUCCUACACCAAGCUAUGCAAGCAUGUUUGUAUCUUCGACUCCACAAUCAAUACGAGGAAGUCCUGUACUGAGAUCGAGGUCAAACUCCUUGCCAAAUACGUAUCUAAAUAGCAUCCAAGCAAACAUCCCUUUUAGUAAAAAGAGGAGCCAAAAUCGAUCGAACCAUGCGAACAAAUCAAAUAAAAGGGAAGGAAAACUGGUGCGAAAGAAAAACAGUCUCAUACGCAAACACAAACAAAACAACAGUUUUGAAGGCUCAAAUGCAUCAAACCAUAUAUCACACGACAAUUUGUCUUUGCGAGGAGCAUCCGGGACUUUCACGCCUAAGACUACUCCGAGGCAGCAUUUGAAUAUGGGCCACAGCGCCAAUGAGCUGGAUCGACAAAAAUUAAGAACAGUACAGGACAGGUAUGGUUGUUUUGUACCACGUGGUUCAGACUGCACUGAUUAUAGAGAUAUCAGAGCCAGUCGCACCUCGCAUCUGUAGUUGAAGCAUCGGCAACAAAUGGAUAGUUGAAUUAUGCUUGAAACAAAGGAUGCACGUUGUUUGUGACGAAGUGGUUAACUACUGGAUGAACCAAAGAAGGCUUUUUUAGCCGUCAUCUAGGAAAGCCAAAAACCGUAUUUCUGAAUUAUGUGGUCGAGAAAAACUCGUAACCACUGCAUGAAAAUUAAAAAACUAUUAAUGCUUUGUUAUGUUUGUUUUUUAAAUAUCCAUAAACAAAUUAUUCCAAGAAGUUAAAAUACUAGAGGGUUGGUUCUUGGAAUUUUCAUUCUUGGUGAAGAAACUCUGCAAGGAAAUCUUCACCAAAAAACUGUGCCAGACUUGCAGUACAUUAAUGAAAACAGUAGAUCCAGGCCAAAUGCAUUUAUAGCACCUUAUCAUAAAAAGAAGGCCCAGGUUAGAUGUGGAAUGAAACGUAAAGAGUAAUGAAGCCAUAAAAACUUAGGGUUACUUCGUGUUUUGUAGAAAAUGCACCCGAGAUCACACGACGAUGGCUAUUUACUAGGAACUCUCCAAUUUCAAUACUGUCAAAGUUAAAAAAAGGAAGUUGCACUGUAUUAUCACCAAACACUCUUGACAAAUUAUAAGCACUUUAUUCUCCCAUACUCCACCCCCUUAAGGCUCGUACCUCAGUCAACUUUAUACACGCAUGCCGUGAUGAAUUUCCGUCCUCUCGUGGGCUAUUCUACCGUUCAUGCAGACAACAACAUGGUUUGUUUCUUAAUGCAAAUAAAGGUUGUUAUAACAGGAUACAUUUUUCAAGAAUGUAAAAAAGGCAUGUGCUAAUCAGUAAACUAUGUUUACACGUUCACACCUUAGCUGCUAUUUACAAAUACUCCGAUCUCCAACCAAAAUAAGAAAGCUAGGCAGUAAUGUGGUGCGCGCAAAAAGCUCCGAAUGCUCGACUUGAAAAUUAGGAAUGUUAAACAACCUGCGCAGGUAGAGAGGACUUGGAGUAAUGACAGCAGAAAUAAUGAGAAGCAACCUUUCGAAGUUUCAUGAAUUUAAAUGACAAGAAACCAUGUCAGAUUGAAUGAACCUGAGAUCCAAUACUGGUAGGAAGAGCAAAAAGCCUCCAAUCCUUCAAACAGUUUCUAUUUAAGGCUACAAUAUAUUCUAACUGACUCGAUUCAUACAUUUUGCAUCACGAAAAGAAAAUCCGCCCAGCCCCCAAUAUCCAAAACUUGCAUCCCUUCAAUAUACAUUCAAAAGAUAUUGUUGAGGAAGCACAGAAUUAGAUUGAAGUACUUAUACCAUCCAAACACCAUACUUUUCAUAAAAGGCAUGAAAGUAAACACUUGGCAAACCGAGCUGUGCAAUAGGAAAACUAAAGGGGAUUCCUUAGAAAUAUGAUGCAUAGGUAUCCCAAACACAGCAGGAAAAGAGCAAAACAAAGAAAAACUGUUUGCGUCAUUUCUGAAAUAAGCACUUGAUUCUAACAUGGUAUCGAGCCUUUAUCGUGUAUAGACAAUGUCCGCAUGCUAUGACAGAAUGGAAGAAGAAAAUGUUGUAGUUUUCUUUUGGUUGAUUUCUAGGAAUUUAUAACGAUAAAUUAAGUAAUAGCCAGAAUAAAAGAUGGCACGCGAAUCUUAGUUCAGUGAUGCAAAGUUAAAAAUAAUUUACGCUAAACAAA